Molecule: messenger RNA, 474 nt
Organism: Ctenocephalides felis (cat flea)
Lineage: Eukaryota; Metazoa; Arthropoda; Insecta; Siphonaptera; Pulicidae
Product: homeobox protein abdominal-A homolog
Exons: 1
Biological process (GO): negative regulation of transcription by RNA polymerase II; anterior/posterior pattern specification
Cellular component (GO): nucleus
Molecular function (GO): DNA-binding transcription factor activity, RNA polymerase II-specific; RNA polymerase II cis-regulatory region sequence-specific DNA binding
Source: RefSeq, a predicted model, not a curated record
AAUCAUCUAACCGCGUGUUCUUUCCAAUUUCUCUUUCCAGGACCCAACGGUUGUCCGAGGCGUCGUGGCCGCCAGACGUAUACGCGCUUCCAGACGCUGGAACUGGAGAAGGAGUUCCAUUUCAAUCAUUACCUGACGCGGCGACGGCGCAUCGAGAUCGCACACGCGCUGUGUCUGACCGAGCGCCAGAUCAAGAUCUGGUUCCAGAACCGCAGGAUGAAGCUGAAGAAAGAGCUACGUGCGGUCAAGGAGAUCAACGAGCAGGCGCGGCGCGAACGCGAGGAACAAGAUCGCAUGAAGCAGCAACAGCAGCAGCAGCAGCAGGACGGCAAAUCAAACAAAAUGGACCAUCAUGCGCCGCUCCAUCACCACCACGACUCGCUCAAACUGUCGUCGGGCACAACGGGUCUCGGUCUGGCCGUCGAUAAAUCUCAAGCGGAUCUAUUGAAGGCGGUCUCCAAAGUCCCGACAUAA